UUUCGAGGAGUACUGGCGUACGGUAGCAUUCGUCGGCGGAGACACGCCAAAUCGCUAAUCACAAGCGCACUUUAGCAUCAUGCCGUCAAUGAUGACGGAACCACCGAAAUGAUUGAGCGGAGCACCUAAUCCCCAACAGCUAUUGACAAAAAGCGCCACGUUAGCACAAGCACGAUCCUGUGUUUCGUUAAAAAAAAAAAAAUGCGAUUAGGGAAUCGCGAUUACUAUUUUGUUUUUGGGAACCACGAUUACUAGAUUCAAUUAGAGGAGCUAACAGAGCAAGAAUAAUCACGCUACCGCUGCUUGGCCCGUCGGAUAGUAAACACGAAUCACAGAUUGGCGGUGAAGUUGUCAUUUUGAACCUGUCGUGAUUCAUCGAUCUAUUUGGAGUGAGCGCAAUCUCAGAUUGAAAUCGUCAAAUCACUGCCCUUUUCGAAGAAAGAGAAAGAAAGUGGGCGAUGGUGGGAUUGGGAUGAGGAUAAAGAAGAAGGGCAAGCGAGAGGGCUAUGGCGAGAAUUGAGUGGGGGCUUCAAGGAAGAGGGAAGUGGGUUUGCUCGUACAAGAAAACUGCUAUCAUAGUUUGCUUUUUCAACAUUGCGGUUGCUCUCUACUUUCUUCGCACUCUUUAUGCCUCUCUUUAUAUCUACUCGGGGAACGUUUCGCGAAGCAUUGUCCCGUAUACUUCGGACCAGAUUCGGAAAAUGGAAGAAUCAAUCCAAAUCCGUAAGGCAUAUAAACCCCAGGAAUUGGUUAAAUGGGUUAAGGUACUGGAAGGGGAGUUAUCAAGAGAAGAGAGGGGGUCUCAGUUGCCUCAGCAUUUAAGACAGAAAAUAAUGGAUGAGAUAUUGCUGACGCUGAGGAGCUUGAAUUCUACUGCCACGAACACUACCCGGAAUAUUGCCAUGGAGCAAGAAGCAGUUGAAAGUUGGCGUGAGGAAAAACUGAAGGAAGCUAAGUUGGCUCUUGUGCAAUCGACUUCUAACUCAACCGUUGCUCGUAAAGAGGCAGGGAUGCUAGUAAGAGCUCUGGAGUCUGAUUGGCUUGCGCUUUCUGAAGAAAUUGGCCUCUGGAUGCCUGGUGAAGUUGCUAAUGAGGAACAUGAUGAUAAACCUGAGGGUGAAGUAGAUUUUGAGGAGGAAAUUCUUCCUGGCAGGCCCAUGCCUCCGGAGUGCCAUCCUGAACUUCACACAGAUUAUGAUGGUGUGGCAGUAAGAUGGGGUCUUACCCAUCACAAAGAUAGUGCAGCUGAUUGCUGUCAGGCUUGCUUGGACCAAGCAAGAAAUGCCAAAGAAGGUGAACGGAAAUGUAAUAUUUGGGUUUAUUGCCCAUCUGAGUUUGGUUGUCAUUCUCCAGAUAUCUAUCAGCACAAACAUCAAGAGUGCUGGCUGAAAUAUUAAAUUUUCUUGGACUUUACAAAUGUAACUACUGGUUUGGCCUACUUACAUUCUUCCUGAUCAUGUUCCUUCUUGUUUUCCCUCUGUCUAAUAUAGUCUUCCUGAUGAUCUGAUGCCAGGCUGAGAAGCCACGACUAAAUUUUAAGUAUAAGUAUCCUGAAUCAUAUCGAAACUCCCACCCAUCUGCACCAGUGAUUGUUCCAUGGGCCUCUGGAGUGGUUGGGGCAUGAGUUGAUUAACCAACACUGAAGUUAUUAUGAUCAACUGGAGUCACUCUGUGGGUACAAGCACAGAAAGCUAUCAGGCAAAGCCUUUGUCAUGUAUGCCUCCCAUCACACUUCUGUUCUCCAUCGCGUUCUUUGUUAAAGAAAUGAAAUAGGAUACAUUCUUUCUGUCUCUUUCACUGUUACUAUAUAUAUAUUUUGGGGUUUUUUUUUGGGGGGGGGGGAUGGUGGGGGAAUCAUUGAGACAUGGAUGGUCAUUUAGGAUUAGACACGAUUUUUGACAGGCACGGAGGCAAGGUGACUUGACAGAGUUGUUCUGUUGUGAACUGCCUGAUAAUAUUAUUCAAUUUGUCUUCGGGAUGCAGAACCCUACUCUUGAUGUAACUCUUGAUGGCGAUGUUGAUAGAGAACUUAGGAUGGGAAUAUAUGGUACACCAACUAAGCUAGGUGCACCAGGACAGUGAGUAUUCAUAUCUAGUGAACUCCACCUUUUUGAGUUUUGACACAUUUUUCAUCGGUUUGGUGCAACUCUCUUGAGCAGGCAUUAGAAUGAAUCAUGUUAUUGGUA
Prosopis cineraria is the source of this 2186-nucleotide messenger RNA. RefSeq lists its product as uncharacterized. Bases 507 to 1397 code for a protein of 296 amino acids. NCBI's taxonomy places the organism in Eukaryota, Viridiplantae, Streptophyta, Magnoliopsida, Fabales, Fabaceae. The transcript is spliced from 7 exons. The record is from RefSeq and is a predicted model, not a curated record.